GAUAUUUUGUUAAGGUUUUGGGAGGGACGUCUGACGAUGCCCUCGAAGAAAAUAACUAUCGGCUGACGGCACAAUGGCCUGACGGCCGCGCUCCGUGCUCACCUUCAAAGCCGCCAGCGGUCUCCGAAGAUACCAUCUGCCAUUUUAUCGGCGGCCUUGUCCUGCCAAAUUUCGACAUUGCAUCUCCGCUGCCGCAUUUGCUCUGUUCUCCCCCUUCUUUGAGAAGGUUGAGGAAAUUUGAAUCAUGCAGAUGAUUUGCUGAUGCAAACAUCUUUGCUUCCUAUCAGAUUGUUAGCAGCAAGGAUUGAAGUAUCCAUCGGCACAGAGCACGAUGCAGUUUCAGCGCUGAUGACACAGUUUAAAACUUAUUUUUUCUUUAAAUUAAAGCAAGGAUGAUUGAAAGUGAAAGCAGUAGUUCUGAUUCUGCGGACCUGGAGGAACCUGCCAGUUCCAUGACUAGGGAAUUAAACAAUUACCAGUUGCUACGAGUUACCCAUGAGAAAGGAACAAAAUUAUGCUUGAUCAGUAAAGUCCCACAACACAUCUAUGAGUUCAAUUCAAAUGCUUUCAAGCCAAUCGUAAUGGCCAUCGGUCCUUACCACCACGGGACUCGAGAACUUCUAACUAUGGAGAAGGUUAAGUGGAACUGUCUGAGUUAUGUCCUCGGAUUGAAUCGUGAAAGAGAUUUAGAGAACUACGUUACGGCAGUUGAGGAACUCGCGUUACAAGUAAGAAACUGUUACUCUGGGGAAAUUACCAUAGAAAAUAACAAGUUUGUACAAAUGCUCUUGCUCGACGGAUGCUUCAUACUCGUGGCUCUUUGUGCGACUGACGGAAUUGCAGCAUCCUUACCAGAAGUAUAUGAUGGGAAUGCUGAUUGUCAGGAAAUAACAGCCGAAUAUGGAAUAGGACGAGACGGUGAGCCGAGGAGCAUGAAGAACAAGAUUGUAAUGAGUGACUCCACCACGGAGAAAUCAAUGCUUGAGGUGGAACCAAGCCGGGUGGAUAGUCAAUACAGAAUCAGGAACUGUGGAAUUGACAUUGAGUAUGGCCAAAAUUAUAGUUCUGAUCAGAUGGGACUCUGGUACACAAAUUUUCUCGCACACGACCUGCUCCUGCUUGAGAACCAAAUACCUUUUAUUCUUGUAAAGAGAAUUUAUGAGCUAGUUUUAGGUAACAACGUGGUGAUUCCCUCACUUACGGAUAAAAUUGCCGGAUUCAUAGAAGACAUUCUUAUUCACUACCCAAAAUCCAUUCUAGAAUCAGACAGGCCGAAAGAUUUUAACCAUCUGCUCCACUUGUGCCAUAUGUAUUUCAAGCCUUGUCGGGGGACGGAGGGCGACAGUCAUCAACAUCAGGCAAAGCCUCGAUUCUUUCACCGUUUUCUUCAUUUAGAUCACAAAUAUUUUGAAGUCGAUUGCUUACCAGCUGGUCAGCUAAGACGUUGGCGACGGGCAGUGCAUUACCAUGAAGCAGGAGUUGUAUUUACGAGAAAAGAGCUCGACAAAGAGCAUCCCCAUUCGCUUUUGGAUAUAAGAUUCAGUAAUGGUGUGGUGGAAAUUCCGUGUUUGCUUAUUGAUGAGAACACUGAUUCUCUUUUCAGGAAUCUAAUCGCAUUUGAGCAAACAUGUCCUCAAUUUGGGAACAACUUCACUGCAUAUAUUUUUUUCAUGUCUCAGCUCAUCAGCAUGCCAGCUGAUGCCACUCUACUUGUUCAGAGAGGAAUAGUUGUGCACCAAUUGCAUAGGGACGAAGAUGUGUCGACUCUUUUCACAAAGCUCAAUAAAGAUGUUGUGUUCGAUUUCAAUGGUGACUAUUACCUAAAGUUGAUGUCUAGCGCGUUGGAAGCGCACUACCAAAGUCGUCUGAAUCGGUGGGUGGCGUGGUUGCGGAACAACCACUGCAGCAAUCCAUGGUUGGGCUUAGGAGUUCUUGCGGCGACUGUCGUGCUUUUCUGCACUCUAGUGCAGACGCUGAUUGCCGUCUUGUCCUACAUAAACCCGCCAUGAUCACGUCAGCAGAACGCUCGACCAACAGCUCAAAUUCAUAUGCCGGUCUGCCGUAAAAAUGGCCGACUGCUUUGAAGCUGUCCCUAUGUCGGUUUUUGCCCGUUUUCACAGAGGGCUCAUGGGUCACUGUGUUCAAGUCAUAUCCUGUUUUAUGUCUCAGCAGAAGCAAUUGGGAUCGCCACAAUGUGGAACAAAAUGAUUAUGAUCUAAGUUUCUCUAUAAUCGAUGAGUCGCUGUGUUUGAGUCAUUUACUUUGUGUUAUGUCUAAUGUAUUACAUACGUGGCUAUAAUUCUCGUAUGUCUGUGUCGGACUCAUGUCCGACGUGGAUGCACCAUGAACGCUUAUUCGAGGUGGGUGCGUCCAUGGUGCAUCCCCCCAAAAAAUAUUUUAUUUUAAUUUUUUUUCUAUGCAUAUAUAAUGUGAGAAUAUAAAUAUUUUGGCUUUUGAUGAAUGAAUAUAAUGUCUGUUUGAACGAUUAAA
This is a messenger RNA of Ananas comosus (pineapple), 2490 nucleotides long. RefSeq names its product UPF0481 protein At3g47200-like. The record is from RefSeq and is a predicted model, not a curated record. Lineage: Eukaryota; Viridiplantae; Streptophyta; Magnoliopsida; Poales; Bromeliaceae. The transcript has 4 exons. Bases 393 to 2009 code for a protein of 538 amino acids.